CAUAUUUCUACAAGCCCUUGAACCAAACACCAACCAAACACGAUGCUGCUGGUGCGUUGUUGUGUGUUGUCUGUGGCGCUGCUGCUCGCUGUUGUGGUUGGCUACAGCAGUGGCCAAGCGGCGGCGUCUCCGUCCAAGACGGCGGUGGCAUGUGCGCGCAAGGGACAGGAUGGCUUUGACUGCCGCGUCGUGUCUGCAAGCGGUGGCGAGUGGACUGCACUGGCGAGCCACAACCUUCCCGCCUACAACAUGACUGGGUUUGCCAAGCUGCACGUCCAGACAAAGCCAUCCACCUCCGUCCAGAACGACAACCUCGCCGCUUUCUCUGCCGGCUACGUGGAAGGUCUGGUUACAGCGGAUAUGAUCUACAACACGUACCUCAACCUGGAGCCAGAGCAUGACCCAAAGGUCAUGGCCUUUGUGCAGCAGAACUACAACUGGACCAUGGACAAGAUCAAGCACAACCCACAGGACCCGUUCUGGACACAGGUUGCGCUGGUGUAUCAGCAGCUGAAUGGGCUCGUGGCAGGCUACAACGCAGCUGGGCAGAAGAAGCUCACCUUCACCGACAUGCUGCUCCUUAACCUUCUGGUUGAUCUGCCGACGAUUGAGCUUGCGUUGUAUCCGGGGAAGCGGCCCAACGUGACGGCGAUGACACAACAGGAAUUGAAGGACUUUAUGGCGGACACAACGCACUGCAGCGCCAUGGUGAAGGUCACGGACGAUUUAUCCGAUCUCAUGUUCACACACACCACCUGGUGCCCUUACUCCCAAAUGCUGCGCAUCUUCAAGGUGUACCAUCUCCCCUAUUCCACCACGGCAGGCACCAAAACGAGUACAGUCAUGUUUUCGGGCUACCCCGCCCUUCUGGAAUCCCUCGACGACUACUACAUCACAUCAGAGAGGAUGGCGAUUAUGGAGACAACCAAUGGCAUCUUCAACAACACCCUGUAUGACAUGGUCAACCCAAGCACCCUUCCAUACUGGGUGCGCGUGAUUGUUGCAACGCGGAUGACCAACACGGGCCGGGAGUGGCAUGAGCGCUUCUACCAGUACCAGAGCGGGACGUACAACAACCAGUGGAUGACAAUCGACUACAAGCUCUUCGUCCCGGGCCAGCCCCUCCCACACGGCAUCUUCUGGGUCUCCGAACAGAUUCCUGGUGCGUAUGUGCUUGAGGACAAGACAAUGGAUCUGCAGCGCAGCUACUGGCCAAGCUACAACGUCCCCUACUACCCAUGGAUCUACAACGUGUCCAACUAUCCUGCCGCUGCACGUGCGCACGGCGACGACUACACGUACCAGCUGGCACCGCGCGCCAAGAUCUUCCGCCGCGACGCCGGCGCUGUGGAGUCUGUUGACGACCUCAAGACCUUCAUCAGGAUGAAUCACUUUGAGCAGCACGACCCGCUCGCCCCCACCGCCGACUCGGCCAUCGCCGCCCGCCGCGACCUCGACCCAACCGCCCCCCGCGCGGAUGGCGCCAUCGACGCGAAGAUUGUCAACGCAGCCAUGGUGCUGGACAUGAGUGUGACGGCGAUUGCGGGGCCCACGCACGAUACGCAGCCCGUGUUCUCGUGGACGGGCAUGUGGGCGAACGAGACGCGCGGAAAGCACUACGGCCACGCACAGCGGUUUGGGUUUGACUGGCACGUCAUCUCCCUCGCAGACAUGCUGCAGUGAUGUGGUGCGAGGUCACCGUGGCGGUGUGUUUGGGUGUGUUGUUGUGUGAUUGGGUGUGGUGUGGUGUAUUUUGGAUGUGGUGUGUCUUGUGGACAUGUUGAGUCUUGUGGAUGUGUCGUGACUUGUGGAUGUGGUGUGUCUUGUGGACGUGUUUUUGUUGGAUGUGAUGGGUGUUUGCAUCUUGCUUGUGAGUUCCCCUUAUCCUUUGUCGCCCGUUGAUGUAUUUGGCAGUCGUCCCAUCAAUUUCAACUCACAAGCAGGCAAGCAAGUGAGGUUGCCAUAAACGCACAAUUUCC
Molecule: messenger RNA, 1979 nt
Organism: Salpingoeca rosetta
Lineage: Eukaryota; Choanoflagellata; Craspedida; Salpingoecidae
Exons: 11
Coding region: 43-1683 (546 amino acids)
Biological process (GO): phospholipid catabolic process
Cellular component (GO): extracellular region
Molecular function (GO): glycerophospholipase activity
Source: RefSeq, a predicted model, not a curated record